AUGACUCAGCAGACAAGAAAUGGAAGGAAAUUCUCAUCUUUCUUAGGAAUUCCUUAUGCCGAACCUCCGAUUAAAGAUCUUAGAUUUAAGAGCCCUUUACCCGCAAAAUUAUGGAAUGGAGUACGAAUGGCAAAUGUAGAUGGAAAUGAGUGUCCACAAAUGCGUGGAACAGAAAUCGUUGGCAGUGAGGAUUGUCUCUACCUGAAUGUAUUUACACCAAAUGUGUUUAAAGCCCAUUAUUUACUACCAGUUAUGGUAUGGAUUCACGGAGGAGCCUUCGUUGGAGGAAGUAGUAAUUCCAGCAAGUACAAUCCCGGCUACCUUUUGAACAAAGAUAUUGUACUCGUGACCCUAAAUUAUCGCCUUGGAAUUUUUGGUUUUCUCUCUACAGGAAACAGAGCGGCCCCAGGAAACUUUGGUUUAAAGGAUCAAGUUCUGGCACUCAAUUGGGUUCAGAGAAAUAUUAAAGCUUUUGGAGGAGAUCCUAACCGAGUUACGUUAUUUGCACAGAGUGCCGGAGCGGCUUCUGUCAGUCUCCACGCACUUUCAAAUGCAAGUACUAGCUUCUUUCACCAAUACAUCACACAAAGUGGAAGUUCACUUGAUCCGUGGGCUUAUCAAAAAAGAUCUUAUUUUGAGCCCUUUGUUCAUCAAUUAGCUUUCCUAGUAGGUUGUCCAGCAAUUUUUUCGGAAACUCUCGUCGAAUGUCUGCGAACAAAAAAAGUCGAUCAGUUACUCUCCACCAGCUCAGUAUUUGGAACAAUUGCACGAUUUGCCCAAUUAACGUGGACACCCACAGAUGAGCCAGAAUCAGAAGAUGCGUUUUUAACAGACAGUCCUGAAAAUCUGAUAGCCAAAAAUAAAGUCAAAGAUUGUCCUUUCAUUACUGGAAACGUUGUUAACGAAGGCUUUUUUAUUACAGAACUUAUGUACUCAAAUAAGCGUAUUUACGACACCGUAAGGUUUGGCUUGGACUUAGUUCUCAACUACAUCUCGAGUUAUUAUCUGAAACCUCGAAAUAAUUAG
Belonocnema kinseyi is the source of this 1026-nucleotide messenger RNA. RefSeq names its product esterase FE4-like. The transcript is spliced from 6 exons. The record is from RefSeq and is a predicted model, not a curated record. NCBI's taxonomy places the organism in Eukaryota, Metazoa, Arthropoda, Insecta, Hymenoptera, Cynipidae. Bases 1 to 1026 code for a protein of 341 amino acids.